This is a messenger RNA of Exophiala xenobiotica, 1633 nucleotides long. RefSeq lists its product as uncharacterized. The transcript is spliced from 2 exons. NCBI's taxonomy places the organism in Eukaryota, Fungi, Ascomycota, Eurotiomycetes, Chaetothyriales, Herpotrichiellaceae. Gene Ontology annotation, biological process: phosphorelay signal transduction system. The record is from RefSeq and is a predicted model, not a curated record. Bases 74 to 1465 code for a protein of 463 amino acids.
AGAACUGGUUUGUACCAUUUUCAACCGAAAUCUAGCGAACCGUCCGCACUAGGGGUCCUGUCAGCAAAGAUUCAUGGAUCGGGGAAGAUCCCCUCGACUAAUCAAUCUGCCCCCGCCACCCAGUCCGCCGCCCGAAGAGAUCUAUUACUCCUCUGCACGACUGUCUCGAAGUAGAGCAUCUUCAGUUGCAUCAUUCCUGUCAAGCGUGAACAGCUCGUUGCGCGGUGAUGACCACUUCGAUCCCGAAUAUCAACGGUCCCGACCUCGCAGACCAACAGUGGACUCAGAGAUAUCCUAUCACAUUGAGGAACCUGAGCCGACUUUUCCACCAUUACCUGAAUCCAAAGUUUCGUCAUUCGGGUACCUAUGCGAUAUUUGUGGCUGCAAGAUUGUAAUCACUCGGAAACGUGAUUGGCAGCGUCAUGUCCUAGAAGACCUCGAGCCGUAUGUCUGUCUGGAACUUGUUUGCACAUCAAGUGAUACACUAUUCGCAUCUGAGCAAGCGCUUCGGCAGCACUAUGAGGAAAAACACCCAAACUCGAAGAUCAUGACCGUGGAGCAUGCUGACUGUCAUUUUUGUGACGACAGCUUACCCUCUGACUUGGCACGUCGCUUCACCCAUAUAGCACGGCAUCUUGAGGAUGUUGCUUUUGCUGUUCUCCCUCAAGUCACCGAGAGCUGGGCAUUCUACAGCCAUCGCUCUCAGAGCAGCAAAAACCUACCAACGGCUCCAUGGGUGCUUAGUCCUCCAGGCGCCAGUUCACGAGGCGAUUUUUAUCGCUGCCCCUGGAACCUCCGAGGUACUUAUAAUCGCUGCGUUGGUUCCUUCACUGAGCUGCAAGAUCUUGCCCAGCAUGAAGAUCUUUUCCAUGAUGCCUGGAACCAAAAGUUCCAUUGUCACCUGUGCAACGAAAGAAGAAUCUUUGCGGCUGAUAUCGACUUGAUAAGGCACAUGCAUAUUGUGCAUUCUGACGCGGUCCUAUCAAGCAAGAGCAUCAGUGAUGUCUGUGUGUUUCGACCAUUGAAUGUCUUGGUCUGCGUAGCAGACGUACUGAAUCGAGUGCGGAUGGAACAUUUUCUUGAUGAUCUACGAUGUCACACCAAGGCUGUUGCGAGCGGCACAGAUGUUCUUCGGCUGGCGGUGGGCCAAAUACGAUUCGACAUCAUCUUUGUGGACUUCAAAUUGCUGUCAAUGGAAGCCAGUGAUUUCGUGCGUACACUUCGAUCUACCAGCGGUGUUAAUUCAACGACACCGCUUGUGUCUGUGAACUCGCCUGUUGAUACUGAUGCGGCUUUACAGCAUUUCGAUGCAGCCCUGGAAAGGCACGUAGAUCGACAGUCUCUGGCAGAUAUAUUUCGCUGGCAUUGCUCGUGGAAGUCGCCACCUGAAUAUCCCACACCUUGGGAGUCAUACACCUUCUAUGAUAACGAACCAUUGCGAAGACGUCGGAAUAGUUGGAGCUGAUCCACUUGAAGAUCAUUUUGACGGAACGCUGCUGGAUUCCUGGCCCAUGAAUGGAUCUUUCCUUUAUCUGGGAAGUUAGUAGGUCCAUACUUCUUUCCGUUGAAGGGCAAUGGCAUCGACAUUUCAAGAAAAUAUACAUAUUUCAGGUCUGGCUGUACGACAUUCGUG